Symbiodinium necroappetens is the source of this 3732-nucleotide messenger RNA. The record is from the annotation of a GenBank genome assembly. NCBI's taxonomy places the organism in Eukaryota, Dinophyceae, Suessiales, Symbiodiniaceae.
AUGCAGGCCGCACACAGGAGUCUACAGGCUCAUGGUUGGAAGCAGUGGCUGGAACAGGUCCGUGCCACACAGGCAGCGGGACCCAGUUCUCCGGAGCUGGGGAAGCUUCGUGGACCGGUGCUGAGCAUGUCACGCACAGAUUUGAUCAAUCCCAGAGUUGCAGAGAAAAGAGCUUUCAGGCGUGCCAGACAGCGAGCUGGCCGUAUGGGUGGAACAUGGUAUCGAGGACAGUUCGACAGCAGCAGCGUGCCUCCCAGGCACAUUUUCCACAGGUAUGCUGGCUUACUGAUCAUGCUGUCAAAGCAUCAUUUCAAGGAGAAUCGUGACAUUCGGGGUGUGGUGUGGGAUGCCAUUGAUCACAUGCUUGCAAGCAUUCCGCUGCGCAACAUCCUUCAUAUGAGACCGGCGGCCACGCGCACUGCUGAAGCUAAUGCUGACUCUGAAUACGGCAGGGGGAAUCAGCAAGCAGGCCCGCCCACUGACACAUUUUCCUGUCUCAGCCUGGCGGGCCAGUGGACACCACCCGAUACAGGCGCUGCCUUGCUUCAGGCCGUGCACCUGCAUGACCCCAAGGUGGAUGAACUGCAGCAGGCAGUCCAGCGGGAGCUGCAAAAGGCCGACAUUUCGGACCUCCAUGCCUUACACCAGUGCAUCAAUACCACCUUGUGUCAGGUUGCCGCCAGGUUGUUCCCCACCAGACGUUCGCCAGACGCCCGUCUCAGCGCCCAGGUAGGUUUCCGUGCCUCUGCCCGUCACACAUGGCAACUGUACGCCCAGUACAGGCGUGCCAGAGUUGCCACCCUUGGCCACAUUGUUCAGAAGUGGAGGCUCGCAGUUCAAUUCUUCCGUGCUUCCAGGGCACUGCGGGAUCAGAGCCAAGCUCUCAAGCGCCAGGCUUUUCAAACCAAGUUGCUUCAGGCCGAGCAGGCAGCUGCCGCGGGGGACCAGCGAACUCUGCACCAGAUUGUAAACUCGCUUGCUCCAAACCAUCGCAAGGUUUUCUCGAGACUUCGGGGCCAAGAUGGCAAGCUCCUAUCCAAGCCGGAAGAGGCCAAGGCCCUGGUGGCACAGGGAGCUAGCACAUAUGCCCAGUACCCAGAUUUGCCGGUCAAGGAACCCCUUAGCCAGCACCUGCACAUUGAAGAAGCUGAGGUUGUGGGCCAACUGCGUGCUAUCAAGGCCUCCAAGGCUGUCCCCAAACACAUUGCUCCUGCUGUGAUUUGGAAGAUAUGUGCAUCCACCUUGGGCCCCCUUCUCGCUCGGGCCUUCAACCAUCACUUUCAGGAGGGGCAGAUGGGUCUCCUCCAAGGGGACCUAACGGACGCUAGCAUGGUUAUGCUGCCCAAGGUGGGAAAGCCUGCACAUCUCCUUGAAAACCUCCGCCCCAUAGGCUUGAUGGCACCCCCCUCCAAAUCCUUAGCUGGUAUUCUGCGCGAUAGGAUGAUGGAAUGGCAACUCCCUCGCCUCCGGUUUAGACCCCAGUUUGCUUACACCCCAAACCGGGGCACUUUUGAUGCAUUGCUGCGGGUUCAUAAGCAUGUCGAGGAUGCAAUGGCCCUUUUCCGAUCAAACCGGAUCUCGCGCUUCGGCCAGCACGGUGGGCGCAAACCAUUGCCUUUUGUCGGGGCCCUGAGCCUUUCCUUGGAUCUCAGUAGAGCUUUUGACCUCACGGACCGUCAGAUGCUCUUUCAAGCCCUUCCCCAAUACGGAAUCCCACCGGAGGUGGUGGAAGUAGCCCGCCGGCUCCACUAUGGAGCCAAGUUCAUCUACAAGGCCGGAGACUGUGAAGCUGACUUCACCCCCACAAACGGCCUAAAACAGGGUUGCAAAGUUGCUCCGUGUUUGUGGGUUUGGUAUACCAUCAUCCUCAUGGACUCUCUUGCAGGGCAGCUCAACGACCGUUGGGUGGAAGAGGUGCUCACGCUUUUCGCCGACGAUUGCUGGGCUAGUUGGUUGCUCCAUUCCAAGGACGACCUCCACCGUGCCCUGACAGAGCUCAGGAUCCUGCUUUGCACCCUCGAGUCCUUUAGGAUGAAGAUCAACUACAGCAAAACGGCAGUAUUGCUUAAGUUCGUUGGUCGCCAAGCCCGCCAAGCACUCCAUGACAUCACCAAGCUUCAAAAUGGGAUCAGGUAUCUCUGUUUGGACGUCCAGGGGGUAGAAAGACUCAUACCACUGAAGGAAGAGCAUGAAUACUUGGGUUCCAGGGUCAGUUACCAUCGGCAACAGGAAGUCAAUGUGACUCACCGUCUGCAAGCUAGCCAAGCACGCUAUCAGGCACUACGGAAAGCCCUCACGGGCAGACAUGCCAUCCAGCAGGGCCACAGGCUGCGCUUGUGGCGAGCAUGCAUAAGCACCAGCAUGUUGUAUUCCCUCCCGGCUGUUGGGCUUAACGAGCCAGGCCUCCGACGACUGGAGGUCAGGGUCCUGCAACAUCUGCGAGCCAUCCUCAGGCUGCCGGCACACUUGACCAUGGUUGAAAAUGCCGAGAUCUGGUCGAGGUCACAGAUUCAACCGCCGGGCACAUGUGUCCUGCAAGCCAUGCUCUCAGCUUGUGGCAAGUUGGAGGACAAAGCACGCCGAGCACCGGAUAUCACCACCCGGCCGGAGCUCAUGGAUCACCUAAGGCACCUGAUCAAGCAGCUGCACUUACUCCUGGAGGGCAGGGACACCGCGCGGGCCAAACCGACGCCGGAGGCUGACCAGACAUCCUUCUCAUGCCCGCACUGUAGCCAUGUGUCGUCUUCUGAUCACGCCCUCAGAAUCCAUGUUGGACUGCAUCAUCCCGAGCAGCAGAAAUCCUGCGUGGGACAGGCGGUGACUUUCUCACCGGAACUUCAUGCCAUAGGCGUGCCUCCCACCAUGACCUUGAGCUCGGACAGCAGCCAGGGCCUCAAUCCGGAGGCGGACAUCUUCAGGCACUGCUUGGCAGCAGCGCCGUUCCCAACCGGGGCGAAACAGGAUCCGCCCAACAAACGCCGGCGCCCGAGCCCGCAUCAGCAGCCACAGAGGGGAUAUCGAAGGUUCCCACGUCGUGGUUCUUCCGACCCAGAGGAGUCGGAGCUAGUCCUUGCACUGGCUCGGCUGGCAUUGCGCCAGGAAACUCAACUUGCGGAGCUCCGCAUGGACAAGGGGUUCGUGAUGUUCUUCAAGCAGGAUCAGAUCAGCAUCCUGCCGGGCCUCUAUGCGGUAUCCAAGGAGUUCAAUGCCAAGCAGGCCGAAGGCCAUCCGGAGCUGACCACACCACUGCGCACGCUCCUCCUGGCUUGCCUGAUGCGACAGUUCCGGGAACGAGUGGUUCACAUGAUGGGGUCCCCAGAGGGCAUCCACAAGCUGCAGACAGCGGGCUGGCUGACGACAGACCAGGUCUGGACACGGCAAAAGUGGUGCCGUCAGACAAAACGACUUGUGCCCGACCAGGAAGGACAGGGCAUCCCACACGCGGACCUCCUCUCAUCCAUCGACUUCUUGCUCGUCAACCUCAAGGGGGACAUCAUCCACCAGUUCCACUCGACCACGAAGCUCAAGACCCUGGAGGGCGAGAAUGCACAGGUCGCGACCUUUCUGAUGUCCAUCAGUCUUCGGGGCCAGCGAGCUUACGAAGUCCACCUGCACUUUCUCAACCUGAUCGGAGCUUCGGCUCUUCAGCUCAUCGGCCUCUCCCUGAAACGGGAGACACUUCAACGAUCCCAGGCGGCACGCCACCUGGAAUCCCUGCUGUACAAGCGGUGA